UUUUCGUGAAUCUUUUGAUUUUUAAUAGCAUAUUAGAUCAAAGAAGAGAAAAGCCUUAAAAGUGAAGGAUGAAGAGGGUUCCCAUCCUUCCUUUGGAUUGAUGCAUUACCAGGUCCGAUUCUUUGUCUUCCCUUUGUCUUCAAAGGCCAAAUGGAGCCUAAGCCUCUUUUUAAACAUAUUAGACUCCAUAUGGUCGUCACAAGCCAAAUGGAGCCUAAGCCCCUUUUUAACUCCGCCAAUGCAACUCCUUGCAUUGCCGGUCCCAAGCCCGGGUAAAGGAGGAGGGAGAAUGGGCAUCAAGGUGAAGAUUGAGAUUACUUUCACAUUUGCUAAGAAAAUGGAGGGAGAUUCAAGGGAAGGAGAGUCCUGCCAGCAGUUUCUUGAUCCGAUUCCUAAUGAAAGGGAUUGGUUGGUAAGGGAUAGAGGAUCCUUUCAAGUUACAGAAGAGAAAAAGCUGGAGCUGAGGAUCGGGCCACCUGGGGUUUGGAUUUCCAAAGAAAACUGUAGCAGAGAAAGACACCUCUCUAUUGGGUAUUUUCCAAAGGCUCCCAAGAACAGCAAUCCUUCUGUUGAACCAGAGGUGGAUUAUUGUUGGCAUGUCCACAGUUGGUUUCAAUUGCACUAUCUACUUAUUUGGUGUCAAUGUGUAGUAUCUGAAUAUUUUACAGAAAGUUGUCCAACUACAGUUCAUGUGCAAGAUUCUAUUACAAUGGGAUUAAUCAGGUUUAGUGCAACCUCAAGUAGCAAUCAGUUACGGAUCUAAUCUGUAGCCAAAGAUAUUUUGCUACGGACUUUAUCCGUAGCCUUUUGUCCACUUUCUGGUAUUGUAUAUUUUGAAUUUCUUCAUAUAUUUAUUUUAUCAAAUUUAGUGGAACCAGGUCAUUUUGUCCGUCAAUUCAUUUAGUGGAACCAGAGAUGUUGUGAGUGAA
Magnolia sinica is the source of this 929-nucleotide messenger RNA. RefSeq lists its product as uncharacterized. The transcript has 2 exons. The record is from RefSeq and is a predicted model, not a curated record. NCBI's taxonomy places the organism in Eukaryota, Viridiplantae, Streptophyta, Magnoliopsida, Magnoliales, Magnoliaceae. Bases 101 to 763 code for a protein of 220 amino acids.